CCCCGACCUUUGGGAAAUGUACACAACAUGCGAUGUAAGUUUAUAGAAAGGCAUGUUGUGUUUAAAUUGUUAGCCAGAGUAACAGCUACAGACAAUAGUGAAAUCUGAAAUGUUGUAACAGAGAAUCAGUUACUGUAGCUGUUUUCUGAAAGUUUUCACAAAUCAGGAUUAAAGACAGCAUGGAAAAACAGUCUGGAAUUCAAACAAAAAGUCAUCGUUUUGACUUGGAGUUCUUCAAGAGGUUUUUCCGUCUGCUUCCUUGGUUGUUUCCAUCAUGGAUAAGCAAACCUGUCUUAUUGUUUGUUCUUCUGCUCUGCCUUGGUUUGUUAGAACAAUAUAUAAUCUACAAUAUUGGAAUGGUGCCAAGCAAGUAUUACAAGGUCCUUGGCAACAAAGACCAUGAUGGAUUCUGGAAGCAGACGGCAAUAGCUGUAUCGCUUAUUGUUUCUGAAGCAUUUGUAAGUGCAAUUUACAUUAGGCAUAAAAAAAAAUUCUUCGUCUCCGGUAUCCCGACCUACCCUAAAUUAUUGGCCGGACCCUAAAUGUUUUUAUGGCCU
Mercenaria mercenaria is the source of this 557-nucleotide messenger RNA. Its product is annotated as lysosomal cobalamin transporter ABCD4-like. Bases 180 to 542 code for a protein of 120 amino acids. The record is from RefSeq and is a predicted model, not a curated record. The transcript has 4 exons. Gene Ontology annotation, cellular component: peroxisomal membrane. Gene Ontology annotation, molecular function: long-chain fatty acid transmembrane transporter activity; ABC-type transporter activity; ATP binding. NCBI's taxonomy places the organism in Eukaryota, Metazoa, Mollusca, Bivalvia, Venerida, Veneridae. Gene Ontology annotation, biological process: long-chain fatty acid import into peroxisome; very long-chain fatty acid catabolic process; peroxisome organization.